Molecule: messenger RNA, 2104 nt
Organism: Oncorhynchus kisutch (coho salmon)
Lineage: Eukaryota; Metazoa; Chordata; Actinopteri; Salmoniformes; Salmonidae
Gene: ptpn2b
Product: protein tyrosine phosphatase non-receptor type 2b
Exons: 10
Coding region: 242-1444 (400 amino acids)
Biological process (GO): negative regulation of receptor signaling pathway via JAK-STAT; peptidyl-tyrosine dephosphorylation; negative regulation of ERK1 and ERK2 cascade
Cellular component (GO): cytoplasm; nucleus
Molecular function (GO): non-membrane spanning protein tyrosine phosphatase activity; protein kinase binding
Source: RefSeq, a predicted model, not a curated record
UUAAAAUGAGAAGUUGUAGAAAUAGGCGGAGUUUAUGACUGUGGUAAGUAGGGAAACCCGAUACCGAAGGACCCUGUUUGGCGCACGCGCACAUGACGCCCGUAUAAGACGUCAACUCCACUGACAAAGUCUGUAAUCGUUUUUUUUUUUUUUGGGGGGGGCGAAUGGCUUUGUUUUAAAACAAGUAAUGACUUAAAUCAUUUAUAGUUAUCAUCCAUAUUGAUAAAAGAACAGUUAAAAAAUGGACCAGGACUUUAAGGACAUGGAUUCAGAGGGCCGGUGGCAGAACUUAUACAUAGAAAUACGGAAUCAGUCCCAUGAAUGUCCUUUAAAAGUUGCUAAAUAUCCAGAAAAUCGCAACCGGAACAGAUACAGAGAUGUCAGUCCAUUUGAUCACAGCAGAGUUAAACUGGAGAACACAGAGAACGACUACAUCAACGCCAGCCUGGUGGUCAUGGAGGAGGCCCAGAGGAGCUACAUUUUAACUCAGGGUCCUCUGAGGAACACCUGUGGUCACUUCUGGUUGAUGAUCUGGGAACAGAAUACCAAGGCUGUCAUCAUGCUGAACAGAGUCAUAGAGAAGGGAUCAGAAAAGUGUGCUCAGUAUUGGCCAACGCAGGAUGAGCGUGAGAUGUCGUUCAGAGAUACACAUUUCCUGAUAACGCUGGUUUCAGAAGACGUCAAGUCCUACUACACAACCAGAGUGCUGGAGCUGCAAAAUGAUAAGACAGGGGAGAAGAGAGAGAUCUAUCACUUUCAUUACACCACCUGGCCUGACUUUGGUGUCCCAGAAUCGCCGGCGUCCUUCCUCAACUUCCUGUUCAAGGUGCGGGAGUCUGGCUCGUUGGGGGCGGACCACGGACCGGCGGUAGUGCACUGCAGCGCUGGAAUUGGCCGCUCAGGGACCCUCUCAUUGGUUGACACCUGUCUGGUCCUGAUGGACAAGAGGAAAGACCCAUCAUCUGUGGACAUCAAAGCUGUGCUGCUGGACAUGAGGAAGUACCGUAUGGGUCUGAUCCAGACUCCUGACCAGCUACGCUUCUCCUACAGGGCCGUCCUGGAGGGGGCCAAGUACAUCAUGGGGGACUGCUCUGUACAGAAAAUGUGGCGUGAGCUAUCUAAAGAGGACCAGGACCCAGUGUCUGAUUCUGAAUCCCUUCUUCCUACCCAGCCAACCUCCAAGUGUCCCCUGGAGAAAUACAAUGGCAGCCGGGUGUCCCUGGGGAAAGAGGGAGGGGACGCGGAGCUGGGGGAGAGAACGACGGGGACAGAGUCACCAUAUAAGGAACAGGAUGUGGACGAGAGCACAGCUAAUGCUCGCAAGAGACCGCGCGAUGAGAGGGUGUCUAACUGGACCCCCAAGAUCACAGACCCCAAGCAGACGAAGCCCAGCAUAACAGACUCUGAAAAGAAGAGAAAAAGGCCGAGAACCAGUGACCGCUAACUGACUCCACCGUGGCUCCAGCCUCCUCCUGAUCUGGCUGCUGAGAUGACAUUGACAAGAAUCCCCCCCACUAUAGCUCCCCUCCCUCUCUCUCUAUAUCCCCCUCCUUCCAAAUCCCCAUAUCUCCCUCUCUCUCUCUCUCCCUCUAUCCCCUUCCCUCUCUAUCCUCCCCUCUAAAACACCAGCUAUGACAGCCUCCGCUACCCCGUAGUGGAAUGGAGUCACAAUAAUGCAUCAGUUUGGUUGUUUUAUAGUUUUAGCCUCUUCUUACGUUGUCCAUUCUAUUUUGCUUUGCAUCCACGUUGAAAAGGCAGAGAUCUGAACUAGGCCUGCUAUGCAUUGCCAAUCUGUAAUGCUGUUCAUCUGUUUUCAGAGGGCAAAAUUAAAUGUUAUAUUUUUUAUAAGAAAUGACUUGAAAUGUCCUACCAUGUGUGAGGACAGGAGUUGUAAUGUUUCCAUGAUGUACAUACUGUACUUUUUAAGAAGUGGAAAAAUAUUUUUCAUUGUACAAAAAUGGAAACAGGCAUUGUAUUUGGUUUAAACAACAAACCAAAAUUUCAUGACCAGUUUAUUUUGAAUGAAAUUGUCAAGUAUACAAUUCCUUUAUGUAAAAGUGUAAUCUAAGAAUAAACUGGUUUUAUGUAGUUUCCUUAAAUGGUU